AUGAGGCAGCUCAAAUAUCAUGAGCAGAAGCUGCUCAAAAAGCAUGACUUCCUCGAUUGGAAGCAGGAUGCUGGCAUGCGCGAAGUCAAAGUGAUGCGACGCUACCAUAUUCAGGAUCGCGACGAUUAUCACAAGUACAACAAGCUGGUCGGCAAGCUUCGACAUCUCGCCCUGCGACUCUCCACCCUCCCCGUAGCUGAUCCGUUUCGAGGCAAGCACGAACAGGGCAUGCUCGCCAAGCUGUACGACAUGGGACUACUCGACACGGGUGCAAAGAUGUCGGAUAUCACCAACAAGCUCAACGUCUCGGCAUUUUGCAGACGCAGGUUGCCUGUAGUGAUGGUGAGGCUCAAGAUGUCGGAAACCGUGGGUCAGGCAGUCAAGUAUGUCGAGCAGGGGCAUGUAAGGGUGGGUCCGGAUACAAUCAGCGAUCCGGCGUUUAUGGUGACAAGGAACAUGGAAGACUUUGUCACCUGGGUCGACACGAGCAAGAUCAAGAGGACGAUUGCGAGGUACAACGACGAGCUGGAUGACUUUGACUUGCUGUAG
Messenger RNA from Sporisorium graminicola, 549 nucleotides. RefSeq lists its product as uncharacterized. Gene Ontology annotation, biological process: rRNA processing. Gene Ontology annotation, cellular component: Mpp10 complex; small-subunit processome; small ribosomal subunit. The record is from RefSeq and is a predicted model, not a curated record. NCBI's taxonomy places the organism in Eukaryota, Fungi, Basidiomycota, Ustilaginomycetes, Ustilaginales, Ustilaginaceae. The coding region runs from base 1 to 549 and encodes 182 amino acids. Gene Ontology annotation, molecular function: rRNA binding; snoRNA binding; structural constituent of ribosome. The transcript has 2 exons.